Messenger RNA from Siniperca chuatsi (mandarin fish), 5524 nucleotides. RefSeq names its product acyl-CoA synthetase short chain family member 1 (gene acss1). The record is from RefSeq and is a predicted model, not a curated record. Gene Ontology annotation, molecular function: AMP binding; acetyl-CoA synthetase activity. Lineage: Eukaryota; Metazoa; Chordata; Actinopteri; Centrarchiformes; Sinipercidae. Gene Ontology annotation, cellular component: mitochondrion. The coding region runs from base 421 to 2520 and encodes 699 amino acids. The transcript is spliced from 14 exons.
AAAUGAUGUAAAAUAAAAAAUGUAGGUAAGAAAGAAAUAAAGAUUUAUUUUCCAAAAUCCUAAAAAAGAAAAAACAUUAUUUAAAAAAUAAUUAUUUAUGCCAAAACGUUUCAGUAACUUUGUUUCCUGAAACAACAAAAUGCAAAAUGUUCGCGACAGGAAGCCAUUCUUUUUUUUUUUUAAAGUUUUGUUUACUCUUAAAUCAAAAUAAAUAAAUCAUGACACUUUAAUUUUGUACAACUUUCACUGUCAUCUCUUACCGGAUAAAACCAGAAAACCUGAAUGUUAUUUGUUUAAAAAGUCACGUGACGGGCGUCGUGCAUUUUGGCACUAAAGUUCUUCCAUACCUGCAGACACCUGAGAACACCUGAGCGGGAGAGAGGUGGCGUUCGUGUUGAGGUGUGUCACUCACAGUGCUGGAUGCAGAGGAUCAACAUGGCUGCUCACAGUAGCAGGGGGACCGGACUCUACAGGACCCUCCUGAGCCGCUGCAGGACCACGGGACCGGGUCAGACCAGGACCGGACCGGGACAACACAGGUGCCUGUCCUCGCUGCCUGCACCACCGCCACCGGGCACCUGGAGCUCCCAGCUGUCCCGGCUGUCCCACCGGGAUCUGUACCGGCUCUCGGUCACGGAUCCGGAUCUGUUCUGGGGAUCCGCCGCCGCUGACAGACUCCGCUGGGUGAAACCGUUCCACCGGGUCCAGGACUGCGAGCUCGGCAGCGGGAAGAUCAGCUGGUUCCUGGGAGGCAAACUCAACGUGUCCGUGAACUGUCUGGACGUCCAUGUUGAGAAAUAUCCGGACCGAGUGGCUCUGAUCUGGGAGCGAGACGAACCUGGCACUGAGGUGAAGGUCACCUACAGAGAGCUGCUGGAGACCACCUGCCGCCUCGCCAACACACUCAAGAGCCAUGGGAUCCAAAAGGGGGACAGGGUGGCCAUUUACAUGCCGGUGUCACCGCUGGCGGUGGCGGCCAUGUUGGCGUGUGCCCGUAUCGGUGCGGUGCACACCGUGGCGUUUGCCGGCUUCAGCUCAGAGGCUCUUUCAGGGAGGAUCCAGGACGCUCAGUGUAAAGCUGUGAUCACCUGUAAUGAAGGCGUGAGGGGCGGCCGACGCAUCCGCCUGAAGUCCACAGUGGACGCCGUGGUGAAGAGCUGCCCGACUGUCCGACACGUGUUCGUCUCUCAGAGGACAGAAAACCCUGCUGUGAUGGGGGAGCUGGACGUCCCCCUGGAGGAGGUGAUGUCCUCUCAGUCUCCUGUUUGUCCUGCGGAGCCUCUGGACAGUGAAGACCUUCUGUUUCUUCUCUACACGUCAGGAAGUACGGGGAAACCUAAAGGCAUCGUCCACACACAGGCUGGAUACCUGCUGUACACCUCACUCACACACCAGUACGUGUUCGACCACCGGGACGGUGACGUGUUCGGCUGCGUGGCGGACGUCGGCUGGAUAACGGGACACAGCUACGUGGUGUACGGCCCGCUGUGCAACGGCGCCACCACCGUCCUGUUUGAGAGCACACCUGUUUAUCCAAACCCAGGCAGGUACUGGGAGACAGUUGAGCGUCUGAGGAUCACUCAGUUUUACGGCGCUCCGACGGCGCUGCGUCUGCUGCUGAAGUACGAUGACAGCUGGGUGAAGAAGUACGACCGCUCGUCUCUGAGGACGCUCGGAUCAGUGGGAGAGCCCAUUAACCACGAGGCCUGGCACUGGUUCCACAGUGUGGUUGGAGAUGGACGGUGUCCUUUAGUGGACACCUGGUGGCAGACAGAGACGGGUGGAGUCUGUAUCGCCCCUCGUCCUGCGGAGGACGGCGCUCCGAUCGUCCCAGCGAUGGCGAUGAGGCCGUUCUUUGGCAUCCAGCCGGUUCUCAUGGGAGAGAAGGGCGAAGCUCUGUCUGGUAACUCCGUCAGCGGCGCUCUGUGCGUCGGCCAGCCGUGGCCCGGGAUGGCUCGCAGCAUCUACGAAGACCACCAGAGAUUCGUCGACACGUAUUUCAAACCGUAUCCUGGUUGUUAUUUUACAGGUGACGGAGCGUACCGGUCAGAGGACGGUUACUACCAGAUCACCGGCCGGAUGGACGAUGUCAUCAACGUGAGCGGUCACCGUCUCGGUACGGCGGAGAUCGAGGACGCUCUGGAUGAACAUCCAGCUGUUCCAGAAACAGCUGUGAUUGGAUUCCCACAUGACAUCAAAGGAGAAGUACCGUUUGCCUUCGUGGUUUUGAAGGAGGGGUUUGGUGACGACGCCCCCACCGUCCUUCAGCAGCUCAGAGAACUCGUCACCGCAAAGAUCGCCAAAUACGCCGUCCCGGAGCACUUCCUGGUGGUGAAGCAGCUGCCGAAGACUCGCUCCGGAAAGAUCAUGAGGCGGAUCCUCAGGAAGGUUGCCAUGGAGGCUGACCUCGGCGACGUGUCGACUCUGGACGAUCCGUCUGUUGUCAUGGAGAUCAUCGAGGCCCACAAGCUGUACAGGAAGCAGAGAGAAGUGGAGGAGGAGAAGAAGAAGAAGAAGUAGGAACUUCCUGUCUGAGCCUUUCCAAGCUGUGUUGUCCUCAGGUACAGUUGACAACAUUUCUCGUUCCUCAGGUAGACCCGGAGCUGUUCAGACGCGUCUCACUCAAAUGUCACGGUGCUAAGAACCAGCAACCGUCUGCUCAGAAGCUCCUCCCACCUCGCUGCGGUUACCCACAAUCCCCUGCUCCUCUGUGUCCCCCACAAGACUUAAUGUAAAAACACCUUAAAACAUUUGAACUUGUACCUUUAACUCACAUGUCGAGUUUCCCCUCGGGGAUCAAUAAAGUAUUUCUGAUUUCUGAUUUAUCAAACUUCUAAUAACUACACUGAAGAAAGCUCCAAGGAGGAAACUGAGGAGGAAAACAGUUCUUCACUGAGUCUGAAGGAAAAACACGCCUAUUAAUGUUUGAAAUAAACAACUUACAGAUUCAGAGCUGCUGGUAGGAGCAUUCUGUUAGCUUUGGACAGGGCCAGGCUAGCUGUUUCCCCCUGUUUCCAGUAUUUAUGCUAAGCUAAGCUAACCAGCUGCUGGCUUCAUAUUUAACGUACAGACAUGAGUGUGGUGUCAAUCUGAACGUCUGACUCUCAGAGAGGAAGAGAAGAAGAGGAUUUCACUAAAUGUUGAACUGUUCCUUUAAGGGCACCUCUCACAUGAUUCGUUUAUUCAUUUAUUCGGAUCCCUGUCAGCCGCUACCGCUAAGGUAGCAACUAUACUUCCUGGGGUCCACAUAAAAACACAAAACAGUACCACACAACAUACAGGAACCAUCCACACAGUACCCUCCCAGAUCCCCUCUUACCCACGCAGUACCCUCCCAGAUCCCCUCUUACCCAUGCAGUACCCUCCCAGAUCCCAUAAUACUCACGCAGUACCCUCCCAGAUCCCCUCUUACCCACGUAGUAACCCUCCCAGAUCCCCUCUUACCCACGUAGUACCCUCCCAGAUCCCCUCUUACCCACGUAGUACCCUCCCAGAUCCCCUCUUACCCACGUAGUACCCUCCCAGAUCCCCUCUUACCCACGCAGUACCCUACCAGAUCCCCUCUUACCCACGCAGUACCCUUCCAGAUCCCAUAAUACCCACGUAGUACCCUUCCAGAUCCCCUCUUACCCACGUAGUACCCUCCCAGAUCCCCUCUUACCCACGCAGUACCCUCCCAGAUCCCAUAAUACCCACGUAGUACCCUCCCAGAUCCCCUCUUACCCACGCAGUACCCUCCCAGAUCCCCUCUUACCCACGUAGUACCCUUCCAGAUCCCCUCUUACCCACGUAGUACCCUCCCAGAUCCCCUCUUACCCACAUAGUACCCUCCCAGAUCCCGUCUUACCCACGCAGUACCCUCCCAGAUCCCCUCUUACCCACGCAGUACCCUCCCAGAUCCCGUCUUACCCACGCAGUACCCUCCCAGAUCCCGUCUUACCCACGCAGUACCCUCCCAGAUCCCAUAAUACUCACGCAGUACCCUCCCAGAUCCCAUAAUACCCACGCAGUACCCUCCCAGAUCCCGUCUUACCCACGCAGUACCCUCCCAGAUCCCAUAAUACUCACGCAGUACCCUCCCAGAUCCCCUCUUACCCACGCAGUACCCUCCCAGAUCCCAUAAUACCCAUGCAGUACCCUCCCAGAUCCCCUCUUACCCACGCAGUACCCUCCCAGAUCCCAUAAUACCCAUGCAGUACCCUCCCAGAUCCCAUCUUACCCACGCAGUACCCUCCCAGAUCCCAUAAUACUCACGCAGUACCCUCCCAGAUCCCCUCUUACCCACGCAGUACCCUCCCAGAUCCCCUCUUACCCACGCAGUACCCUCCCAGAUCCCGUCUUACCCACGCAGUACCCUCCCAGAUCCCCUCUUACCCAAGCAGUACCCUCCCAGAUCCCCUCAUCACAUUACCUUUUUGAGCAAAUUAACUUUUUUGAUCUCAUGAUAAAUCAAAUGUAACCAAUCAAACACAAGGAUUUUUACCUGUGUGCAAUUGUUCAUUGUUUUAAAUAUUUGUUGUAGCAAUUAACACACGAAAUGAACCUAAAAAACCCAAAACAAUACAAAAUCUAGCCAGCAGCAGGGAGGACGGUCUGACAGACGAGCAAACAGAGGAAACAUGAUGAAGGGAGACAGACUGCAAAUUACAAAACUCCAGAUUUAUUCAGGAACAAGAGUCAAGAGUCAAGAGAGACAAGAGUUUAACUGAAACAGAUUUAUAACAUAAUGUUCAUCACGUUGCUCCGAAUCAUGUGUCAGGUGUUCACCUGUUUCUGCGCUGCAGCCAUCUUGGAUCUCCUCGUAAACGAGCUCAGAAACUCAGUGUUUUUAUGUCAAAGGAGAUUUUAAUGAUUAUUCUUAUUUUAUUCUUUCAUUGAGAUUGUGAACAGGAGUAAAAGUGAGAUUUUACCUUUUAUCUUUAACUUUAGUCCAAAUUUUCACUUUUAGCAGUUUGAUAAAUACAGGCCCUUUUUCAAAUAUAUAUAUAUAUAUAUAUAUAUAUAUAUAUAUAUAUAUAUAUAUAUAUAUAUAUGUGUGUGUGUGUAUAUAUAUAUAUAUAUCUGUGUGUGUGUUUGUGCCUUAAAUCCUCUAAGAAGUUUUUAAAAAAUGUUCAAAUGUCAAAUUUACUGUGAACUUUUUAUCGUGUUUUAGUUUUAGAGACUAAUCUCUAACAUCUGACCUUAUUUGCACAGAUUUUCUUAAUAAAAUCUGUAUUUUUGCAUUUAAUUUGGACAUUUUGAGGUAUGAAAUAAAUUGAUAAUUUUAAAUUAGAUGUUAAUUCAGAGUUUAAGCCAUGAAAUAUCCAAAUCAAGUUAUAAUUCUGACUUUAUCUCAGAUUUUAGAGAUAAGACGCCUUUUUAUUUGCAUUUAUUCUUUUUUUCAGAUGAUUUCUAUUUAACAGAUGAAUAUUUUGUGAAUAUGAACAUAUUUUAUAGAUUUAUAGUUUGCAGCAGAAGUGAUUUAUGAUCAGAAGCUCUGUGUACCAUAAAUGUGCAGAAAUAAACUUUCACUAAUAAACAUGAA